Molecule: messenger RNA, 922 nt
Organism: Zalophus californianus (California sea lion)
Lineage: Eukaryota; Metazoa; Chordata; Mammalia; Carnivora; Otariidae
Product: protein MAK16 homolog
Exons: 1
Coding region: 74-910 (278 amino acids)
Biological process (GO): maturation of 5.8S rRNA; maturation of LSU-rRNA
Cellular component (GO): preribosome, large subunit precursor; nucleolus
Source: RefSeq, a predicted model, not a curated record
GAAGUGAUUUUCCGGAAGAAGCAUGGCUGCUCCCUAGAUCUGGCCAGGCUUUGCAUUCUGAACCGCGGACGCCAUGCAGUCAGAUGAUGUUAUCUGGGAUACACUAGGAAACAAGCAGUUUUGUUCCUUUAAGAUUAGAACUAAGACUCAGAGUUUUUGCAGAAAUGAAUAUAGCCUGACUGGACUGUGUAAUCGGUCGUCUUGUCCCCUGGCAAACAGUCAGUAUGCCACUAUCAAAGAAGAGAAAGGACAGUGCUACUUGUAUAUGAAGGUUAUAGAGCGAGCAGCUUUUCCUAGGAGUCUCUGGGAACGGGUCCGGCUUCGUAAAAACUAUGAGAAAGCACUGGAGCAAAUAGAUGAAAAUCUAAUUUACUGGCCCCGUUUCGUUCGACACAAGUGUAAGCAGAGAUUCACCAAGAUCACCCAGUGCCUAAUUCGAAUUAGAAAACUUACACUAAAGCGACAGAGGAAACUUGUUCCCUUGAGUAAGAAGGUGGAACGGAGGGAAAAAAGAAGAGAGGAAAAGGCAUUAAUAGCUGCUCAGCUGGAUAAUGCUACUGAAAAGGAAUUGCUGGAGAGACUGAAACAAGAUACGUAUGGUGACAUCUACAACUUUCCCAUUCAUGCCUUCGACAAGGCCCUGGAACAGCAGGAGGCAGAGAGUGACUCUUCAGAUUCUGAGGAAAAAGAUGACGACGAUGAAGAAGAUGUGGGGAAGAGAGAGUUUGUGGAAGAUGAUGAGGUGGAGGAGAGUGACGUAAGUGAUUUUGAGGAUAUGGAUAAACUGGAUGCCAGCAGUGAUGAAGAUCAGGAUGAUAAAUCCUCCAUCGAGGAAGAAGAAAAGUCCCUUGAUACCAGACAUAAAGGCAAAACACCCUUGAAAGGACCCUUGCGGAGAAAACGAGCCUAGGUGGAGAUAGAG